Messenger RNA from Rhizopus microsporus ATCC 52813, 1607 nucleotides. RefSeq lists its product as uncharacterized. NCBI's taxonomy places the organism in Eukaryota, Fungi, Mucoromycota, Mucoromycetes, Mucorales, Rhizopodaceae. The coding region runs from base 78 to 1439 and encodes 453 amino acids. Gene Ontology annotation, molecular function: RNA binding. The record is from RefSeq and is a predicted model, not a curated record. The transcript has 6 exons.
CUCUUUGCUUUCUUUUUCUUUACAUAUUCCAUAUACUCAUACCCUUAUUUUAUUACCAUAGUCAAGUAGCAGUGCUGAUGGCAAGUCAUGUAUCAAAUUCUCGGUAUUCUACUCAACAACAACAACCACAGCAAUUUGUAGAAAAAACCCAAAAUGGACAUACCGGAGGAGGAUUUGUGGACCUUAUGAAUCUCUAUGUUAAAAACCUUGAUCCUACUAUUAAUGACAUUGACCUAUUCAAUCUAUUCCGUCAAUUUGGACGUAUUGUCUCAGCUCGAGUGAUGACCAAUCCCGCGACCAGACAGUCCAAGGGGUACGGUUUUGUCAGUUACGGAAAGCCAGAAGAAGCCGCCUUGGCCUUGAACCAAAUGGAUGGCAUGUUGGUGCGUUCUAAACAAAUUAUCGUUGCUUAUCAUGAACCAAAAAAGCCCCGACAGGAAAAAUCAUCUUCCACCACCACUUCAUCUUUUCAUUCUCCUCCUUCCACAGCUCCCCCUAUGGAGUAUGUCACCGCUCCUUAUUUUGAGACAAGGCAUCCACACGAAGCCGUAGGCCCCGUUCACGGUUUAGGAAUAGAAAAUAUGGAUCAAAUCACGUUGAAGGAACUAUCCGUUGGUACCACAAUACCCAUGCAGCGAAAGAUUUCUUUGGCUGACAUCGGGUACCAUCCGCCUAACCGUACAUCACCACAGUUUCAAACUUCUCGACCUUCACUGGCCUCACUUGCCUCUGGUGCAAGUAUUCAUCCGGUACCACAUCAUCUUGAACAUGUGCCUGAAGAAAGAACGCUUCGACGUAAAAAGUCACUUGAGUCUGUCAGCUCGGUCAUGACGGAAUCAAGCGCGCAAGUACAAAGAAUCAAAAUGACAGAGGCUGUGAAACGUUGCGGGUCGUUUGGAUCGGAACUUGAUGAUAUAGUUGACAUGCUUCUAACACUCAAGCGCAAAGAACGAUCUAUAUGCUUAUUUAAUCCAGAUUUCCUAAAGGAAAAAAUUAACGCUGCUAUUGAGGCGUUAGAGAUCUUUGACGAUAAACAGGAAGAGCCUGAAGUUGUUGUUCGAAAACCUUCCCUUCCUAAAAAAGUCACAAUAUCCCCAUCAUGUCUCAGAGACCAUGCGAUCAUACCUCCUCCUCGUACAUCCAAAGCUAUACCCAUUGUUGCACCUCCCUCGCCUGAAGAAACAGCAAAGAUGACAGAAAUCAAAAAUCUUUUAAACUCAUUUGAAGGAAAGCCCAUCCACGAAAGAAAGCAGUUACUAGGUGACCAAUUAUUCCCCUUAGUGAAGGCUACUGGAGUUAAGCAUGCACCCAAAAUUACCAUUCGAUUACUCGAUACGAUCGAACUUGAAGAAUUGGCCAAAAUCAUGUUUAAUAAGGACCUGCUAAAAGCUCAAGUCGAUAAAGCUGCCGCUGCUAACGCUGCUGGUAGUCAUUCAUAGAACACACUUUUAUAUUAUUAUUAUCAUUAUGAAUAUCAAUAAUUACUUCAUCUCAUUUCUCUAUUAUCUUUUUAAUUAAACUUGUUGUCCUGGUAAUAUAUAUAUGUGCUUGCCUUGGUGUGGUAAAUCAUAUAUACACGAGUGUGUAUUCCAGGUUGCUAAUAAAGG